AUGUUGUCUGCAUCGAAACAAAGACAUGGUGUCUCUGUGUUGCAAAAGCCGCAUACCAUCUUGCGCAGCUUGCGCUCGCUCCUGACCUCGCCUGCAAGGCCGAGAAUGUCCGGUGCUGCCGACUCUUCCAAUUUUAGACGAUCAGUCGCAAAGAAAUCCUGUCCUUGCGGGCCGAAGUUGUCUCGACUGAACAGAGUAGUAUCUCGGCCGAGCGCGAGAAGGUUCUCCCGGCUGAGCAGGCUGAUAUUGUCGCGGUUGAAGGCAGCAAGGUUCUCCCGGCUGAGCGUCUUCCCAUCCUUAUCCUUCGUUAGAAAUGGAAGCGUUUCUUUGGUCAGCGUAUCGCCAAACUGUUCCAGAAGUCCUUCGUCUGGAGCGCGUGCGCGACCUGUUUCACGAUCGAGAAGCGAAUCUCCGUCGUUGAUGAUAUCGACAUCAAUCACAUCAUCUUCACUAUCAAACAAGUUCAUUUUCAAAGGUCGUAGAAGACUUGGUGUAAAUCCUGGUUUGGGCGCAGCUGCAAUUGGUGGGGCUACAGCCUGUCUGGGUGGUGGAGCGCGGGGCGUACCAGUUGCACGGUGUUUUGCCCGAAGUUCUAAAUAG
Molecule: messenger RNA, 600 nt
Organism: Clavispora lusitaniae ATCC 42720
Lineage: Eukaryota; Fungi; Ascomycota; Pichiomycetes; Serinales; Metschnikowiaceae
Source: RefSeq, a predicted model, not a curated record